AUGGAAGGGGCAAGGAUAAAGCGCGAGCAUUCUGAUCUGUCCGACGACAGUAGUAACGCCAAUGACCGGCCGCCUAAGAAACUAAAGGUUUUAGAAAAAAGCAACAAUCAGUUGCGUGAACAGUACAUCCAGAAAACAGCCAAAGAGCGCGUCAACCAAAGAAUUGAGCUCAUCGAGACAAAAAUUCAGCAGAACCACCUAACCCUCGAAGAGACCAUCGCGGCUAAGGAGAAAGAGCCGGAUAAAGCCAAAUGGUAUGACGAGAAAAUUGCCGAAAUACAGAAAGAUACACACGAAAAUCUAGGCAACAGUAUCCGUUUACGGCGCAAUGAAGAAUACUUCAUUGGCGCUCUCACCGUCUUCAUCAGAGAGAGCCGUAGUGGCGUACAAAGCCUCACCACGGAAGCAUAUCUCGACGAACUCUGUAAGCACGACGAAAUACUACCAGCGAACUGCGCAAAGCACAAUCCGAACAGGGCACUACGCGAAGAACAUCGCAAAGUCUGGGAGGAAGAGUGUAAAAAAUUCUACGCCGUGGAAGACCCUAAUACCGAGAGUGACGCCAUCUGGUGCUGCAUAUCGCAUGCCUGGUUUCCACCGCAACGCAUGAAGACGAUGGACAUAAUCCCGCACGCCCUAGGGGAGAACAAUAUUGCAUAUAGUUUAGGGGAACACGAAGCGCGUCACGGCCACUUAUUCGACGUUCGAAACGGCUUAAUUAUGAACAGAGAGCUUGCAGAGGCUAUCCACAAGAGCCAGAUAAUCAUCGUACCAGCAGAAGCCACCAACAACACCGGGCGAAUAGAACUCCAAGUCGAAGUCAUCGACAAGACAAUCUUACAAGAAACCUCUCCAACCCACGACGCAAUUCCCUGGGCCGAGCUUCAGGGACGAAAGCUCCAGUUCCGAAACGAAAACCAGCCCGGAUUCCAGUACCUCUACUACACGAUGCUGAUGCGGUUAUUCCUGCGCAAGCGUCUCGAGGCCAAAACCUGGCGGCCAGACGCAGUCCGCUUCGCGGACGGCAGCCUGUGGGGCGCGCCGGGAGAGUAUUGGCUCCGCGGCAUAAUCAUGGUCGCCAUGGCCCGGAGAAUCGGCUUCAUCGCCGACCUAGAAGCGUUUCUGGGCAUGGAACUGGCCCGGACUAAACUACGUCCUCCUUACUAGAAGAGAGGUUGCUCGCUCGUGGCUUUGGGCGUUGAGACCGGGGUCGGAAGAGAGGAUUCUGAGAAGUGAGGUUGCGUGACCUGUUGGGGGCGUUUUGGUAUUCCUUAGAACCAGUGAAUAGAGAUUGCGGU
This is a messenger RNA of Aplosporella prunicola CBS 121167, 1298 nucleotides long. RefSeq lists its product as uncharacterized. NCBI's taxonomy places the organism in Eukaryota, Fungi, Ascomycota, Dothideomycetes, Botryosphaeriales, Aplosporellaceae. The transcript has a single exon. The record is from RefSeq and is a predicted model, not a curated record. The coding region runs from base 1 to 1167 and encodes 388 amino acids.